Closterium sp. Naga37s-1 is the source of this 759-nucleotide messenger RNA. Lineage: Eukaryota; Viridiplantae; Streptophyta; Zygnematophyceae; Desmidiales; Closteriaceae. The record is from the annotation of a GenBank genome assembly.
AUGGAGGUGGCUCGUACCUCCAUGAUCCAUGCGGCUCCUCCCCAUUUUCUGUGGCCGUUUGUGAUCCGGUACGCUGCGCAUCAGCUCAACCUCUGGCCCCGUGUCUCCUUGCCGGAGACCUCGCCUACGCUGCGUUGGACGGGGAAGGUUGGCGAUGCGUCGAUUCUGGUGCUGCUGGGGGUGGUGCUGCUAGGGGUGCUGCGCAUGGGGGUGCUGAGCCUGCGGGUGCGGAGCCUGGGGGUGCUGAGCCUGCGAGUGCGGAAACCUGGGGGUGCUGAGCCUGAGGGUGCGGAGCCUGGGGGUGCUGAGACUGAGGGUGCAGAGCCCGGGGGUGCUGAGUCUGAGGGUGCGGAGUCUGGGGGUGCUCAGCCUAGGGGUACUGCGUCUGCCGGAGGAGUGGCGCUGCAGGAGCUGGAGGCCCUGCCGCUCGAGGCACUGGAUCUGGAGGUGCUAGAGCUACUAGUCUUGGAGGUGCUCGAGCUGCUGGUCCAGGAGGUGCUCGUACUGGAGGCGUUGGAGCUGGAGGCACUGGAGCUGGAGACCUUGGAGCUGGAGGCACUGGAGCUGGAGACCCUGGAGCUGGAGGCGUUGGCGCUGGAGGCGCUGGAGCUGGAGGCACUGGAGCUGGAGACCCUGGAGCUGGAGGCGCUGGCGCUGGAGGCGCUGGAGCUGGAGGAGCUGGAGCUGGAGGCACUGGAGCUGGAGGCGCUGGAGCUAGAGGCGCUGGCGCUGGAGGUGCUUGAGCUGGAGGAGCUUUAA